Drosophila montana is the source of this 1446-nucleotide messenger RNA. RefSeq lists its product as uncharacterized. The record is from RefSeq and is a predicted model, not a curated record. The transcript has a single exon. The coding region runs from base 1 to 1446 and encodes 481 amino acids. Lineage: Eukaryota; Metazoa; Arthropoda; Insecta; Diptera; Drosophilidae.
AUGGCGCCACAAAGGAGAUGCGCCUGGAGCUGCCUGCUCGGCCUGCUGCAGCUCAGUCUGGCCUUAAGGGUUGAGCCAGCGCCUGGGAAUGCCUCCACCUUGCCGCCCGACUAUCGCGUAUCCCGUCCGCAGUCGAAGCAGCCUGCGCAGCGCGUGCCGCCACAUCUGCAGGACAUACGGCCGGGCUAUGUGGACGAGGAUGCGGGCGAUGUGAUACGCAUUAUUGAGCCGCCGCCGCACUUCCAACAGCUCAAGCGUCUGCGGCAAAGGCAGCCACAGCCACAGCCACAGCCAGGAAAACGGCCACAGGCCGUCGUCUGGGAGCAGCCGCGCAAGGUGAGCACAAAUCGACCUGUGCCGCCAGCCAGCGGGGAUCUCCUCACGCAGGAGACGCAGCUGGCAGCGCAGUUCGCCAAUCAGAAUCAGCUGCAGCUGCCGAUGGAAAUCCUCGCCUCGGUGCGCAAAACGGAGCGUCUUCUGCAGCGUCAGCGCCAGCCGCAGCAGCCGCCGCUCCGUCAGCGUCACAUCCAGCGCCAGACGCACACGCUGAUCGCCCAGAAAUCCCUCGAGCAGCAGCUCUACCAGCGCGGCCAGCAGCAGCGCCUGCGCGCAGCCCUGCGGCAGGGCCACAAGCGCAGCAAGCGGGUGAGGCGGCAGGCGGCGGGAGGGGAAGGCAGCUACGAUGUGGCGCACGGACUGCAGCUGGUGGCGCACAUUGGGGAGCUGCUCCAGAAUGCCACGCGCUACGUGCCCGAUGAGGAGCCCGAGAAGACGACGCCUGCGACAAAUGCGACAGACUGCGACAGUCGACGGCGACGCCAGCGUCUGUUCAGGCUGGGCGCAAAAAAGACGACCGCGAGGGGUCGCAACUUCCGGCAUGAGGCAACCACAACGACAACAACAACAACAACAACAGAGACAGCAGUCAAUUUGGAGACGACUUCCAGCUUAACAACUUCCGCAACUCCAUUGGCCAGCCGCUUGGUUAACUCACGCAAAUCACAAAAUAGCCGCAAUCAGCCGCCGCCGCAGCAGCUGCUCGCCUCGCCCUCCGCCCGCCUCGCUGCUCCCGCCGACUCCGUGCUCUAUGCGGAUGUCAUGGCAACCAUACGCAAUUUGUGGCAGGAGCACGAUCUGACCGCUGGCCCACAAUUUGUGGCCGCGCAGCAGGUGCGCAACAAUAGCGACUAUCGCGCCUUGGAUGUCUAUUUGAAGGAGCUGGAUGAGAUCGCCCGAAGGCUGCCCUCUGUGGCGCCCAUCACGACGCUCAAUCGGGAGGAGUUCGCGCUGGCCACGCCCACGCCCAGCUGGUAUCUGAUCAACAAGGAGGGCAUGAUCUAUGAGACGCGUCUGACAAGCGAAACGAGGCCAAGCUCCGCGCUCUUCCAUCUGUUUCCAGAUAUGCCCAAGGCAAAGGAUCCCAUCACGACGCUGGACCUGGAAUAG